AUGGCUGACUCUCAUUUGUCUGGCUCCAUAGGAAGCUACAACGGCAGCUUUCCCACCACCAGUGCUUGGAACAUCACCGGCAGCGGCCCGUGGUUGUUGGCCUUCAUGCUGACUGUCAUCAUCCUCAUGACAGUCUGUGGCAAUAUGUUGCUUAUCGCAUUGGUGUUUGCCCAUCGCUCUUUGCGUUGCACCUCAAACUGCUUCUUAGUGUCUUUGUUCCUGUCUGACCUAAUGGUGGCACUGGUGGUCAUGCCUCCAGCCAUGCUCAAUGUGCUAUGUGGGGCGUGGGUGUUGUGGCCUGCCUUUUGCCCAAUUUGGCUUUGCUUUGAUGUCAUGUGCUGCAGUGCGUCUAUCCUCAACCUGUGUGUGAUCAGCCUGGACCGUUACCUCUUCAUCAUCUCACCCUUGCGCUACAAGCAAAGGAUGACCCCACCUCGGGCGUUACUCCUUGUGGGAGCUGCUUGGGGGUUGGCUGCACUGGCCUCUUUCCUGCCCAUUGAGAUGAAAUGGCACAGCUUAGGCCUCGGGAGUGGACAACCAUCCCCUCCUGGGGUCAGCAGUAGCAACAUCAGCUCCUACUCCGACACACUGUACCCAGCAUCUUACUUUCAGCUGUCACCAUCAGGAGGCCUUUCCUUCCAGUGCCGCCUGAGGGUCACCUUGCCCUUUGCUCUCGUGGCAUCUGUGCUCACCUUCUUUUUGCCCUCAAGCGCCAUUUGCUUCACCUACUGCCGAAUCCUUCUAGCAGCACGGAGGCAGGCGAAGAGGGUUGCAGCACUGAGCCACCCACCACAUCCGCAUCCCUCUCUUGGAGAACCUUCUCGGCCUCCAUCACCUGGGAUUGCAGCAGUGCAAGCUCAGCAAGGCAGAGAUGACUGCGGAUACCAGGAGCCUCCUGUGUCACAAAAUGUACCGCCGUCCGUGAACAGUGAGCGGCGUCUGGCUCACAGGCAGGGUCGCAGGGCACUGAAGGCCAGUCUGACUCUGGGAGUUCUCCUGGGACUCUUCUUCAGUGCUUGGCUACCAUUUUUCAUCACCAACAUGGCUCAGGCAGUGUGUGAGUGCGUCCCCCUUGCCCUCUUCGAUGCCAUCACAUGGCUGGGCUACUGCAACAGCACAAUGAACCCAAUCAUCUACCCGCUGUUCAUGAGAGACUUCAAGCGGGCUUUGGGGAAGCUCUUGCCCUGCUGCUCUUCGCAGUCGCCCAGAAGACCCUCGCCAGCACUUUCCCUCUCACUGCGCAACUCAGGAGAGCCUAACCUUGCCAGCAGCCCCCCCUCACCCCUGGCCUCUGACCCGACCCAUCCCCCUGCCACUGCCACUGAUGCCGUCAACCUGCUUGACGCUGAGCAUGCUGGGAUUGAGUUGCCUCUGCUUCUGCCCAAUCAGGUCGACACCCUGGAUUGA
Molecule: messenger RNA, 1407 nt
Organism: Toxotes jaculatrix (banded archerfish)
Lineage: Eukaryota; Metazoa; Chordata; Actinopteri; Toxotidae
Gene: htr6
Product: 5-hydroxytryptamine (serotonin) receptor 6
Exons: 3
Coding region: 1-1407 (468 amino acids)
Biological process (GO): G protein-coupled receptor signaling pathway, coupled to cyclic nucleotide second messenger; chemical synaptic transmission
Cellular component (GO): membrane; dendrite
Molecular function (GO): G protein-coupled serotonin receptor activity; neurotransmitter receptor activity
Source: RefSeq, a predicted model, not a curated record